UCUGGGUCAGUUGGAGGAACAAAAGUGGAGAGGAACAACAGAAAGCUCUGUCCAACGGCCAAACAACAAGAAAACAGCUGAGAGAAAGAGACAAGACAGUGUGGAGAAUGUGUCCUGCGUGGCUAUUGGUCGCCGUGGCGAUGGUGGGCGUGGCCAGAGGAGCUGCCAGCCAGUGCUGGGAACAUCCGAGCUGUCAGGAGGUGAACUCUGAGAGCAGCAUACUGGAGUGUAUCCAGCUCUGUCGCUCCGCCCUCACCGCCGAGAGGCCUGUCAUCCCGGGCGAUGCCCACCUCCAGCCUCCUCCUCCAGACACCGAGUCUCUGCCUCCCCUCUCUCUUUUAUCCCCCUCCUCCUCCUUCCUCUCCUCUCCUCAGGCCAAGCGCUCCUACUCCAUGGAGCACUUCCGCUGGGGGAAGCCCGUUGGGCGGAAGCGCCGCCCGGUCAAAGUCUUCGCCUCCAACGGCGUGGAGGAAGAGUCCGCCGAGCUGUUCCCCGAAGAGAUGAUGAGGCGGGAACUCGCCGGCAAGAUGACAGCGACAGAGGAGGAGGGAGAGGAGGAGAGGGUGCAGGAGGUGGCGGAAGAGGAGCAGGACCAGCUGCCGGGCAACGUCCACGAGAAGAAAGACGGCACGUACAAGAUGAAGCACUUCCGCUGGGGCAGCCCGCCGACCAGCAAGCGCUACGGCGGCUUCAUGAAGAGCUGGGACGAGCGCAGCCAGAGGCCGCUGCUCACGCUCUUCAAAAACGUCAUCAACAAAGACGGACGGCAGCAGGAGAGCGAGCAGUGAGGGAGGACAGAAGAGAGAGAGAGGGAGGAGACAGACAGAAGAGGAGCACACGGAUUGGCCAACAAGUCCUCCAAACUGAAUACAAAGUCGUUUAUCAUUGCCUUCAAAGUAUGACCCAUGUGAGCGUUUUCAGCUCGAUGGUAUUUUAAGCCCACCAACGUCGACUUCAAGGCAGCGCUGCGACUGUCGACUUCAAGGCACCUAACCCUAACCUUAACCCUAACCAUUGCCUAAUCCUAGUGCCUUCCAGGGAGCGCUGCCUGGAAGACGACGUUGGGGGCUUAAAACAGCAAACACCACGCUUUCUGACUCCCCUAUCGGCAGGCAACCCUGUCUCCUAGAGAUUACAUUUAUAUUUUAUGCAUCAAUUAUUGUCAUUAUGAUUAAUUGGCAGAUUAUUGCCUUAAUUGUUUCCCAUUUUUUUCCAGAGCCUUAAUUGAGCCUAAGGUCUUUUUUUCUGUUCAACUAACUGUCCAAAACCGAAAGAUAUCCAGUUUGCAAUGAUUAAAGCAGUGAUAUUAGCAGUGAAAUUAGGUUUAGGCAAAAGAAAGUAUUAUGGUCAAGUUUAUAGGAAAAGAUCAUAGUUUGAGUUGAGUGAGUCUCACGGUCAUGUCCCUAAACCCCUACGGGCCCUCUCAACCAGCUUCUUACUAGGAGUGAAGGGGGGUGGGUCCCCUAUAUGAAAACACACUUUUCUACUUCUCACUAGUUUGAAGUGGACAGGGUUCAAUUGGAAAAAAAUAGGUGAUGUCAUAUACAUCUUUGCACUAAUCACAAUUAAGCAGUGGAGUGUUAAACUCAAUAAGUAACACCUAUGCUACAAGUACAAAAAGUUAAUAUCUCAUGAACGGCUCAUCCGAUUUUUAUGGAAUUUGGAGGGUACCAUCUAGGGCCACUCCUGAGGCCACCCCUACAGUGGGGGUACUGAUUGGUCAAAGUGGGUGUGGCCUAUGGGACCUACGUUUGGAUUCACCACUUAUACUAAUGAGAGCAACUUUCAAUUCAUGUCUUUAACUUUGAUUGUUGCUUAUUUAUGAAUAUACUGUAAAGUUACAAAGGCACACUUCAGAUUUGGGCUUUGACUGUGUGCGCCAAUAAACAUAAUAAAAAAAAAAUGUUUGAGCAUGCUCUAAUUGCUAUGAAUUUAGAGUGUAAAAUUGUCAGUGAAAGUUUUGCAGAUGCACUAUCAGCAACGUUUUCUCAUUAUUUUGGCAUAAAAUGUAAUCCAGGCGCCAUUCUGUCACUUUUACAACAUAUUUUCUGUUAUAAUAAACUGUAUAAAAGUCAUUUCUAAGAGACAGGGUUAGAGCAGGGCGGCAUUGUUUGUCAGUGUCUUCCAGAAACAGUUGUCAUAUAUGAGUGUUUUCUUACUCUGCCACCUCUAAGGUUGAGGUUUGGUUAGUUUUAGGCAACUACUGUAAAACUCACAAAUUUUUAAAUGUUUACCGUCAGAAGGAAACAGUAUUUUUAAUGACCAAUACAAAGCUCCAUUCUUCUGCCUGUCUGAACUACCUAACCUGAGAGAAAAAGACAUAGAGAGAUAUACAGAGAGAGAAAAGAUGAAAGAACUUUUUUUUUCAUAUUGAUUCAUGUAAAUAACUGUAAAUGACAAGAAAACAAAGUUAUUUGCAAGCAAAA
This is a messenger RNA of Perca fluviatilis (European perch), 2426 nucleotides long. Its product is annotated as pro-opiomelanocortin-like. Gene Ontology annotation, molecular function: neuropeptide hormone activity. NCBI's taxonomy places the organism in Eukaryota, Metazoa, Chordata, Actinopteri, Perciformes, Percidae. The record is from RefSeq and is a predicted model, not a curated record. The coding region runs from base 108 to 788 and encodes 226 amino acids. Gene Ontology annotation, cellular component: extracellular region. The transcript has 3 exons. Gene Ontology annotation, biological process: neuropeptide signaling pathway.